AUGCUCGCGGCCUCUAUCUUCCGUCCGACCCUGCUGCUCUGCUGGCUCGCUGCCCCGCGGCCAGCCCGGCCUGAGACUCUCUUUCACAGCCGGGACCGCUCGGACCUGGCGCCGUCCCCGCUGCGCCGGGCCACGCCCAUCGCCGACCUCCGCGCCGCCCAGCGGUUCCUGUCCAAAUACGGCUGGGCAGAGGGGCCCCCGGGGGCGGGGUUCGCGGCCCCAGUGCCCCAGGGUUCCCGCCGCGACCGGUCAUCGGAGGGUCCCCGGGGCGCCACCCUGGCCGAGGCCCUGCGCAGGUUCCAGAAGGUCAAUGCGCUGCCAGCCAGCGGGAAGCUGGACGUGGCCACGCUAGCAGCCAUGAACCGACCUCGCUGCGGCGUCCCCGACGCGCGGCCCCAGCUGCCGGCCACAAGCACAGAGCCCCGGACCCCGCCGACCCCGCUGCCGGCCCCGCACCCCCGGGCCCGCCCGAAGCGCUUCUUGCAGACGCUGCUCCCAGGGCCAGGCCAGGAACCCAAGAGUACCCCUCAGAUUGGGGGCACCCUGGCCUUUGCCAAAAGGACCCUGACCUGGAGGCUGGUGGGGGAAGGCUACAGCAGCCAGCUCUCCGUGGAGGAGCAGCGGCACAUCUUCCGCCUGGCCUUCAGGAUGUGGAGCGAGGUGAUGCCCCUGAAUUUCCGCGAGGACCUCACCGCCCCUGCGGCCACCAUCGACAUAAAGCUGGGUUUCGGGCGAGGCCGGCACCUGGGCUGCCCUCGGGUGUUUGAUGGGAGCGGGCAGGAGUUUGCACACGCCUGGCGCCUGGGCGACAUUCACUUUGAUGAUGACGAGCACUUCACACCGCCCACCAGUGACAUGGGCAUCAGCCUCCUCAAGGUGGCCGUCCACGAAAUCGGCCACGUCCUCGGCUUGCCGCACAGCUACAGGACAGGAUCCAUAAUGCAGCCGAAUUACACUCCCCAGGGGCCCGCCUUUGAGCUGGACUGGUCAGACAGAAAAGCCAUUCAAAAGCUGUAUGGUUCCUGUGAAGGCGCAUUUGAUACCGCAUUUGACUGGAUUCGCAAAGAGAGGGACCCCCACGGAGAAGUGACAUUGAGGUUUAGCACGUAUUUCUUCCGCCGCAGCUGGUACUGGCUUUAUGAAAAUCGAAACAACCGGACCCGUUACGGGGACCCCGUCCUCAUCCUCACUGGCUGGCAUGGAGUCCCGGCGCACAGCAUAGACGCUUUUGUCCACAUCUGGACGUGGAGAAGAGACGAGCGUUAUUUUUUUAAAGGGACUCAAUACUGGAGAUACGACAGCGACCGGGACCAGGCCCACACGGAAGAUGAACAAGGGAAAAGCUACCCCAGACCGAUUUCAGAAGGGUUUCCGGGCAUCCCCAGCCCUCUGGACACCGCCUUUUACGACCGACGGAAGCAGCUGAUUUACUUCUUCAAAGAGUCCCUCGUGUUUGCGUUCGAUAUCAAUAGGAAUCGAGUCCUUGGUUCUUACCCCAAGAAAAUGGCCGAGGCCUUUCCGGCGGUGGAGCCCCAGAACCACCCGCUCCGGAACCUGGACGCGGCUUACUACUCCUACGCGCACAAGUCCGUCUUCCUGUUCAAAGGCAACGCGUACUGGAAAGUGGCGGAUGACAGGGACCGGAAGCAGCACGCGUGGCUCCCUGCCAAUGGCCUGUUCCCCAAGCAGCCCAUCUCCGAGAGGUGGUUUGAUGUGUGCGACGUCCACACCUCCGCGCUGGACAUGUCAUGA
Molecule: messenger RNA, 1752 nt
Organism: Pteronotus mesoamericanus
Lineage: Eukaryota; Metazoa; Chordata; Mammalia; Chiroptera; Mormoopidae
Gene: MMP21
Product: matrix metallopeptidase 21
Exons: 7
Coding region: 1-1752 (583 amino acids)
Biological process (GO): collagen catabolic process; proteolysis; extracellular matrix organization
Cellular component (GO): extracellular matrix
Molecular function (GO): zinc ion binding; metalloendopeptidase activity
Source: RefSeq, a predicted model, not a curated record